GGACACGUAUUGUGUUGCCGAUAAUAAAGAUGGCGACCGGACCCGCGUAAAUUGGAGAUCUCACAGAGGUUACCUGCAGCUCCAGUGCUGCUUGGACCGCUCAGUGUACUACUAACCAGGAAUAGUUGCAGCAAUCAAAUACCAAUUUAGGUCAUUAUCCUGCCUUCAUGUUGUCAGUGACAUCCUGUGACAAGUAAACGUGUUUUUAAAGGAGGAACCAUGGCUUUUGAGGAGAUCAAGAGUAAAGGAGGAAUGGAUGUGGGGAUGGAAGGGGAGAGGGGCCUUGUAGCUGGCCGUAGCCAGAGAGAGAAGAGGAGGUCAUACAAGGAUCUGCUAAGGGAGGAGGAAGAGAUUGCUGCUCAGGUCCGAAAGUCCUCCAAGAAACGCCCCAAGGAUUCAGAACUUUUCAUGCUGGGAGGGGACUCACACAAAAAGAAAAAGAAACAUAGUGAUGACUACUAUUACAGAGACCACGAUGGUUCAGGCCCUCCUCCACACAAGAAAAAGCACAAAUCUGCAGACCGCUCCCCACCCCUGUCCUCCCCUUCAUCCUCCCAUCCGACAGAUACAGCAAUGGGCCUUCUGCAGGCUAUCACCUCUCCCCUGGCCACAGGUUCGGACCCCAGCCCCCACUUACACAAGAAACCCUCCUACCCCUCCUUCUCCACACACUCCUCCAAGGACCGUAAACGUGAGAGCAGCAGCGGCGGUGGAAGCAAAGGGGGCCCCUCCUUCUCUCACUCCCGCCCCGUGUCUUCCUCAUCAUCCUCAUCCAAGAAGCACUCCUCCUCUUCCUCAAAGUCGUCUCUGUUUCACGGCGGAGCUCCCAAAGAGGAGCCUCUGACAUUACGUGAGGCAGAUGGACUGAAGAUGAAGCUCAUCAUGUCACCAGAGAAAGAGGAAGGAGAGAGCUUCCCAUUCACACCACACUCAUCCAAAGGAAGUACGAAGAAAGAGAAGGAUAGAGACAGAAUGCAGCUCUCAAAGUUACCCAAGAAGAAGCUACAGCAGAGUCGAGAGCCACUUCCUGUAGUGGGGAAAGAGGUGGAGGUGGAAGGUCAUUAUGGAGGUGGCAUGGGAGAUGAUAGUUCUUCAUCUGGGGGUGAACUGGAGGCAGGAGAGCUAGUUAUAGAUGAUUCAUACACACACCUGUCAAAAAAGAAGAAGAAGAGCAAGAAAAGCAAGAAGAAAAAGGACAAGGAGAAAGACAGAGACAAGGAUAAAAGUGGGAAAGACAAGAAGCACAGCAAAGGAUUUGGAGGUGAGAAAAAAGACUCCUCAAGGGGCCACAGCCACUCCCAUCCCACUGUCACACACAGUGCUGUUGGUCCUAUGUAUGCCAUGGGCACACCCAUCCCUCCACACCAUCACCAAGGCAGUGAUGGAAUGACAGAGAAGAAGAAGAAGAAAGAGGAGAAAGAUCGGGAAAAGCAUGAGAAAGAUAAAGAUAAGCCCAAGAAGAAGAACACAACAGCAUAUCAGGUGUUUUGUAAGGAGUAUAGGGUCAACAUAAAUGCAGAACAGCCUGGACUAGUGUUUGGUGAGCUAAGCAAAAAGUUGGCAGAGGUGUGGAAGGCGAUGCCAGAAAAAGACAAACUAGUCUGGAGGCAGAAAGCUCAAUAUCUGCAGCACAAACAGAACAAAGCUGAGGCCACAACAAUCAAACACAAGAACUCCAGUGAGACCAAAAGCAAAGUUGUAGGAACAGGAACAGGGAUGGUGUCGCCGAACAGAGCUCCCAGCACUGUGUCCCUGUCGCCUGCUCGAGUUCCCGAUGUUGAUCCCAUUGAUGCAGCAGCUCACCUGCAGCUACUAGGAGAGUCCCUGUCCCUGAUUGGGCAUCGACUACAAGAAACAGAGGGGAUGGUUGCUGUGUCCGGGAGUCUGUCUGUACUUCUGGACUCCAUCUUGUGUGCACUGGGGCCACUGACCUGUCUUACAGCACAGAUACCACAGUUAAACGGAUGUCCACGAAACGUCCUGUCAAAUACAUUGGACAACAUCGCUUACAUCAUGCCUGGACUGUGAGUAAAGGAUGAUAAUCAGUCUGGAGUGGUUUGUCAUCAUAAGUCAGCAGAUUUGACUGGAAUGGGUCCAGUGCAGGAGUGACCCUUGGACUUUAAUUUAAGCCACUGCCUGGCAUCUGAAGACUUGGAUAUUUCUAGUGUCAACGUGUUUUUAAAGUGUAUUUUUUUAAAGAAAACCUCAUUCUCUUUCAUUUUCUAAUUGUCAUAUUUUUUAAAUGAAACAUUUUACUGAACACGCUAAUCUUUCUUGGCAUGUCAGCUUAGUUUUACUGUUACUGUAUAGUGUGCUGUUGUAUGAAUGAGUAUGUCUGUAUGGAUUCUACUGAAUGUGCGUGCAUUUGUUUCGCUGUAAAGUGGGUUUGACUGUCAGUUUGACUGUUGAGUGUCCUGUACAUGUCUGCAUAUUGGAUUUUUUACUGAAAUGUACAGGAACAUUUAAGUCAUUCUCAUCAUCAACAUAACGUAAUAUAUUUGACACCUGCUUAUUUUUUGUUUUACCAUGUAAAAGUACUGUCAUGCCUUACUGUUUUAUAGAUUUGAUAUUUUACUGUGCAUACAGCAUUUAGAUUUUACUGUACUGUAGAAUUUCAGAAGUGAUAGAAAACAUCCUUAGGUGCAACCUUGUUGUAAUCAAGAGCUGUUCAAGCUAAUUCACUGUCAGAGCUUCAAAUUUAACAAACUGGCAACAUUAAAAUAUGAUCUGUUCGGCUUUA
This is a messenger RNA of Lates calcarifer (barramundi perch), 2740 nucleotides long. It is a transcript of the gene hmgxb4a, whose product is annotated as HMG box domain containing 4a. The transcript has 14 exons. The coding region runs from base 220 to 2028 and encodes 602 amino acids. The record is from RefSeq and is a predicted model, not a curated record. NCBI's taxonomy places the organism in Eukaryota, Metazoa, Chordata, Actinopteri, Centropomidae.